Akanthomyces muscarius is the source of this 2829-nucleotide messenger RNA. RefSeq lists its product as uncharacterized. NCBI's taxonomy places the organism in Eukaryota, Fungi, Ascomycota, Sordariomycetes, Hypocreales, Cordycipitaceae. Gene Ontology annotation, cellular component: cytoplasm. The coding region runs from base 1 to 2829 and encodes 942 amino acids. Gene Ontology annotation, molecular function: metal ion binding; glycerophospholipase activity. The transcript is spliced from 9 exons. The record is from RefSeq and is a predicted model, not a curated record.
AUGAGUACAAAGAACGAAGGUGCGGCCGAUGGCAAGCCAAGAAGCGAGGAAGUCCACGAAACACCAUACUGGACUUCAGCUCUGAGUUCAUUCGGAAUAUGGAACGGCGGCAAACCAUCUGGGACGCAGUCUGGGAAAGAGGCUGUGGAAGAGGCGAAUGCGCUGAAAUCCAAUUCCUCAGCGGACCACCUCACCACACCAUUCCACGGGCAAAGCUUCCGACGUUACCCACAAGGCUGCCCACGCCCUAAAGUCCAAUGGUUUCAUGCUGUUGAUGUGCCAAAGAGGACCACGUUGCCACUCUUCGAAGCAAAAGGCCCCAGCGAACCCAAACCACUAGUGAAGCCAAAGAAAUUUUCUGCAUUUUCUGCAGAGGACUCUCGGAGGAUCGAAGCUCAGUACCAAAGCCUCAUGGAAGCCGACGAGGAGCGACGCAGUAAGAACAAGGGUGCGGAAGCUAAAUCGCAGCGCAGUGCCUCUGAACCCACGAACGAGGACACGCGGGUGCCGGUAAAUGAAGACUUCCUGUUUGAUGUCGGUAUCGAGCGGCGGGAGCUCUGCCCAGUGUACUGGCUCGGUCCCGUCUACGAAGUUCGUCGUGGAACUUGGUUUUUCCAAGAUGGCUCAAACUUGAGACCGUGCGAAGAAAAUCUUGCUGCACAAGUAGAAGAAGGAUAUCUAAAAAUGAAAGCAUGGACCGAACCAGAGAAGCAGAAUCACCCAAAGCAAGAUAUUGCCAGCGCAACAGCUACAGCAAAGGAGAAGCCUUCUGCGGCUGCGGACAAUAGCCCAGCGGACACAGAAUCGAAACCAGCCAAGCUGAAAUCGCAUCGCCUAUUCGGAAUCUACAUGAACAACACUGUCACGUAUGAGGAUGCCAGCAUUGCUUGGCUGGUAUCAGAUGGCGUCCUGUCGUGGGUAGCGACGUCCGUAUACGAGCGCUUUGGAGGAGGAGGGCACAUGAGUGGCGUCAAGUUGAUCAGAGGCUAUUCUAACCAAAACAAGGCCAAGGAAAAGGGAACCAACGACAAGAAACCCGCAGCCGACAACGAGGACGAAACAGCAUCUAAAAACACGCCAUCCAACGCAGAUGCGGCCUCGAGCGGCAAAACGUCCAGUGUGGCAGAGGCGGCGCUGACCGGGAAGGCGAUACUGCAAAGGCGACUCUCAACUAUCAUAGAGAGUGAAGAUCGGCGCACAGCAACGAGCGACAAUGACGUACAAAAGCUGAACGAGGAGGAGAUGCGCCACGAUUAUCUCACCCAAAGCGGCGAAUCGCAGAAUCGAGAUAUCGAGCACCUAGUGCUAGUCACGCAUGGAAUUGGGCAGCGACUUGGCCUACGAACGCAAAGUGUCAACUUUAUCCAUGAUGUCAAUGUUUUACGCAAAACUCUCAAGGGCGUGUACGCAAACUCACCAGAGCUUCGAUCAAUGAAUAUCGAUGAAGGCGAUGGCCCAGGCAAUUGUCGCAUGCAGGUUUUGCCAGUAUGCUGGCGCCACAAAGUUGACUUUCCAAGAGGAAGAAAGAGGAAAAUGCAAGCCGACGAGACAGAUGUUGCCGAAGCCUACGAAGAGGAAGAAACGUAUCCGACAUUAGAGGAUAUUACAAUAGACGGCGUUGCGUUUGCCCGAUCGCUCAUCUCUGACCUGGCCCUGGACGUUCUUCUUUACCAAAGCUCGUACAGAGCUGAGAUUGCGCAGACAGUGAUUGAGGAGUCCAACCUCAUAGUUGACUUAUUCCGGCAACGAAACCCGAAUUUCAAGGGCAAGAUUCACCUGGUUGGCCACUCGCUAGGUUCUGCCAUCUUGUUUGACAUCCUCUGCCACGAGAAUAGGCGGCGUCGCCAUGAUUCGAAGCCGAACCCACUGCGUUUCUUGCCCCAUCGUGGCCCAGCGCGAACUGAGACCAAUGAUACCUUGGACUUUGACGUGGAAGACUUUUACUGUUUAGGAUCACCCAUUGGCUUGUUUCAAAUGCUCACGGGCAGAACCAUCGCCGCGCGUCAGGUUGAGCGCAACAUUUCCAAGGUAGGCUUAGCGAGGGCCAUAGACUCGGAAAGUCAGGAUGAUAGCUUUAUGGCCGAUUCAAGUUCCGAAAAUGGAGUUUCGCGACCAGAUACGCAGCAGCUGUUCAACAUAUUCUACCCGUCUGACCCAAUCAGCUACCGUCUAGAGCCUCUGAUUGCGCCUUCCAUGGCUUCGAUGAAGCCACAUAAUCUUCCUUAUACCAAAAAGGGCAUAUUCGGAGUGGUUGGGUCACAAGGACUGACCGGUAUCGGAACGAAAGUCGGCCAAAGUGUCAGUGGUCUCCUUGCUAGCUUAAGCACUGGAAUAUCGACCAAUUUACUACCCGCUUCGCUUCGUAUCACCAAUGAAGAGGCUCAAAUGAUGAUGAAUGAGAAAGAACUCCCAGAUAUUUCUGCUGAAGCGACACCGAAGGAGACGAACGAGAAACGAAGCGGAAUGGGCAGCGAGAGCCAAGGCACAGAAGACGAGGAAGCACUCCUAGCCAACCACAGCAGCCAAAUUGCCACGCUAUACUCUCGCUUCCAGAUGGGCGACGAGCGCAGCGAAGAAGCCCGAAAAGAUCCCGAUUCCGAAAACAAAGAUCGCAAGACGCAAAAGCAACGGACAGCCCAGAGGAAGGUCUGGGCACUCAAUCGCAACGGACGCGUUGAUUUUAGCAUUCAGGAGGGAGCCCUGGAUUUUAAUCCCAUCAGUACCAUUGCUUCGCACAUUGGUUACUGGGGAGAGGAGGACGUGAGCCACUUCAUGCUUUCUCAGGCUCUUUCGCGAGCGAAAGAGAAGCCUAGUGAAAAUUCUGAAUGA